Molecule: messenger RNA, 1401 nt
Organism: Fraxinus pennsylvanica
Lineage: Eukaryota; Viridiplantae; Streptophyta; Magnoliopsida; Lamiales; Oleaceae
Source: the annotation of a GenBank genome assembly
AUGGCCGGCGGAAAUGUGCUAAACGACGACGUAACACUCAUCUCGGAGUCUUCGCCCACAGCGGUGAACGUCGAGGUAGCACGGCAAAAGCUUCGUCAGCGCGGGGAGUUGGCCUCAGUUCUCAAUUUCCUCAACGUUUUUGAGCCAGUGAUCAAGAGCAAUAUAAAAGUAUCUGCUGAAGAGAUAGAACAUGCGCUGAUUGAGCAGAACAAGAUGCUUGGUCAGCUUCACAAAUCACUUUUGAAGGGAAUACAUCCGGUGAGCAAAACACUCGACAGUCCUGAUGCUUGGGUGAUUGGUCUUAGUAAGAAACUUAUGAUGUGGUGGCCAUGGGUUGCUAAGGGAGAUUUUCCUUUAAAUGGAGCCAAAGGAGAGGAGAUAACUAUAUACAAAGAACUUGAUCCAACAGUUCGUCUACUUAUUCUUAAAGCACUUUGUGAAGUUCGAGCUGACCAAGAUGAUAUUGUGUCCUAUAUCAACGAGGCUAUAAAAAGUGGUACAGAAGUUUCUACUUUUCGAAAAGAUAAGCUUGCUGGAGAUGAACAUGGAACUGCAUUCUGGUAUGAUGGAAAUGCAACAAUUGGCUAUAGACUAUACAAAGAAGUUCACACUUUUGAAUCCAAGCCAAGAGUUAAAGCGAAGGAUACUGUACCAGCAAUCGACUCUCAGUGGGAAACCCUGGCAACAAAUCUUGAAGAGUUCCGCAAGAUUGUGGAUGAAUUGUCAUCCAGUGACAUUAAAUGGGAAGUUGCUGUUAGUAGGACUGUUGAAACUAAUGCCAUUCCUGUCCUUGAAAAACUUCAGAAGAAGAAACAGAGGGCACUGCAACGUCAGAAAAGAGAACAGAUGCUUCUGAAUGGUAUUCGAACUGUUGGAAUAACUCGGUCUUGCCGUAAUCUCAGGCCUAUUAAUUAUAGUUUUGAUGAUUAUGAUAGAGCCAUUAAAGAGGCCAUAAUAUAUACAAACAAAAGGAAGACAAGUGGAGCUUACUAUUCAGAUACUAACUCGAGGGAUAGUGGAUUGACUGAAACUGACAGUGAAAUGAACGAUCAUCAAGGAAAUGAUGACGAUGACACUGGCGAUGAAGGGCAUGAUUGUGUAAAGGAAGAUAAUGAUCAAAAGAAUGGAAGCAAAAAGAACGGAACAAAGCAGAAAAUAAUUCCGGUCCUUAGGCCUAAAGGGUUUCGGUCUAGUAAGAGACUAGCUGGAGUUCCUGUCCCUGCCGUUUCAGAAGGGCUAAACUUACGUGCAAAGAACCGGUUGAGACAACGACCUUCAGUUAAUACUGCUAUCGAAUCUCUUACUGUUCCAGACUCAGAAGAUGAAGAGGUGUCACGAGAAACAAGCAAAAGAGUCUCUGGGAAUUCAGUCCCGGUUGCUACUACCAAUACCAGGGACUGA